This is a messenger RNA of Ceutorhynchus assimilis (cabbage seed weevil), 1550 nucleotides long. Lineage: Eukaryota; Metazoa; Arthropoda; Insecta; Coleoptera; Curculionidae. The record is from the annotation of a GenBank genome assembly.
AUGAGAGCACAACUUACCAGUAUGGAGGAAAAAAAUCUGAUAGAAUGGCUGGAAAACCAAAACGAAGAACCAAUAAGCUCGGUAAAAGAACAAAACAUUACAAAAGACAACCAGAAGUGCCCUAGCUGCCAAAGAAAAGUGGCACAAGCUCUCACGGAGCUGGGCGAGUGCGACAAUUUUGCGACCUGGACGGAAAAAAGCGAGAAAACAUGGGAGGAAAACAUAUUUACGAACCCUGAAAUAGUAGUUGGAAAUCCUUUAGCUACAAAGGACGAGAUCGUAAAGGUGGUACUGGUAGGGAAAAGUGAAGCAAACAUGGACAGAGGGGUACAGAAAAUCUACAGGGAUAGGUAUCCAGAACUGGAACAUAUAAAAGAGGAUUUCGGCAUGCUAGAACAAGAUUUCCGAAUCAGAACCAAAACGACGAAUACAACAAAAACAAGAAAAAUAAUAAAAAUAACUCACAACGAAACAGAAGAAGAUUUGUAUAAUAAAAUAUCCGACCUAAAAACAGAAUUGGUGACGGAAGAAGGGGUGAUCCUCCAUAAAGUAGAAUGUAUGCAACAAACCCGAUUCCGGAAAAUGGUAGAGGCCAUCUUCCACGGAACAUCAACAGCGGCAUACAUCUACACAAAUAAAAAAUUAGAUACUGCCAGUGAGAAACCGCGAAGACAAGGGAGAGACUCAUAUGCAUCGGUAGUAGAAAAUGCGGGGAAAACUUUUAGUGAGAGCCUGACAGAAAUUAAGGCUAUACUAAAGACAAAUAAUGCGGAAAAAGGAAUUAGAGGAAUUAGAAGCACCAGGGAAGGAAAACUUCUUAUCACAACAGAGAAGGAUAAACAAACGACGUAUACUCAUACAAGACAACAACAAGCAUCAAUUGAAGCAAUAGAUAAAAAUGGCAACGUAUAUUUCCCUUUGUUAAUUACUGUAGAACUAGCUAAAUGGGACCCUAGAGAAAAUUAUGAAGUAGAGAAUUUUGAAAUUAUAGCUAAUGACAAGCAGACAAUGCAGUUUCCUACUGCUUUGAAGAUUAGACUUUACAGAGGAGGGCCAAGUGAAGCUCUUUGGAUGUUUGCUACAGCUGAACAACGUUACGAAGUUAAUAAAUUAAAUGGAACUGUUACUAAUUUUAGAUUAUUUGUGACAAAGUUGUAAUUUAUAGAUUAACAAGAUUUGCUUACUCUAUACGGACCUACUAGAUAUCAAUAAUAAAGACUACAGACCUGAGAUAAAACAACAAAUGCUUAAACAAAUUCAACGGAAUCGUUAAAAUUCUACAUAGAUUUUAAUAAAAUUCUCAAUUGAUUUUUGAUUUGAUUUGAUAUAAUCAGUUUAAGACUGGCAGGCAUUGGACACAGCUACAAUGUCCGAUCACUGCAGCUCACAUUUAAACUUGAAGGGGGUGUAACCUUGAAAUACAACUUAUAUCCAGAAAAUAAAGAAAAACGUUCUAAGAACUCUUGUGAAAAUCUCGCAUCGCUACUCAAAAUAAUAAGGUAGAUACGCCUGAAAAAAGUUUUGUCUCGCGUGACAAUGAAAAAAUUCGC